Molecule: messenger RNA, 1476 nt
Organism: Corylus avellana
Lineage: Eukaryota; Viridiplantae; Streptophyta; Magnoliopsida; Fagales; Betulaceae
Product: oxoglutarate-dependent flavonoid 7-O-demethylase 1
Source: RefSeq, a predicted model, not a curated record
UCUCUGUUGACAUACUGCAUCCGGCUCAAGGAAGUCUAACUUUUUCUGGUAUUUGAAAACAGAGUUGUUUAUUCAUGGCCUCGAUCGGCCACGUUAUAUAUAUAUGGAAGCAAUUGUGUAUUCAUUGAUAAUAGGUAGAAUUCAAGAAUUGUUGCCUUGUGGGUUUUCUUUAUUGGAGCUAUGGAAUCAGAAAAAACAUGGUUAGGGAGCUCUAUCCCCGUUCCCUGUGUUCAGGAGCUGGCGAAGGGGACAACGGCGACAGUGCCGCCGCGGUAUGUGCGUUCCGAUCAGGACCCUCCAAACAUCUCCGACUCCACAGCUUCUUUACCCCAAGUCCCGGUCAUCGAUAUGCAAAAGCUUUUCUCACCGGAAUUUAUGGACUCCGAGCUGGAGAAAUUGCACCAUGGAAGCAAAGAAUGGGGUUUCUUCCAGUUAAUAAAUCAUGGGGUGAGCACUUCAUUGUUGGAGAAGGUGAAAUUAGACAUUCAAGAAUUUUUUAAGCUGCCAAUAGAAGAGAAGAAGAAGUACUGGCAACAACCAGGAGAGUUGGAGGGGUUUGGUCAGGCCUUUGUUGUUUCUGAUGAGCAAAAGCUUGAUUGGGGAGACAUGUUCUCCCUUGUCACCCUUCCAACCCAUUUGAGGAAGCCCCACUUGCUCCCCAAGCUCCCCCUCCCAUUCAGAGAUGACUUAGAAGCUUAUGCAGCAGAGCUUGAAAACCUUGCCAUGAAAAUCCUUGAACUUAUGGCAAAAGCUCUUAGAAUGGAAUAUAAUGACAUGAAGAACCUGUUUGAAGAUGGGUGGCAGUCAAUUAGGAUGAACUACUACCCUCCGUGUCCGCAACCGGAGCUUGCCAUUGGCCUCAACGCUCACUCCGACGCCGUCGGCCUAACAAUCCUUCUCCAACUCAAUGAAAUGGAAGGCCUCCAGAUCAGAAAAGAUGGGAUGUGGAUGCCAAUUAAACCCCUCCCUAAUGCUUUUAUUGUCAACAUAGGAGACAUUUUGGAGAUUGUGACCAAUGGAAUAUACCGCAGCAUUGAGCAUAGGGCUACUGUUAACUCAGUAAAGGAAAGGCUCUCUAUGGCCACAUUUUACAGCCCCAGACUGGAAGGAGAUUUGGGUCCAGCCCCAAGCCUUAUUACCCCAGAAACACCAGCAUUAUUCCAAAGAAUAGGUGUUGUAGAUUACUUCAAGAGGCUUUUCACACGCAAACUCGAUGGGAAGUCUUACAUUGAUGCAUUGAGGAUCCAGAAUGAAGAACAAAAUGGCUCUUGAGACUAACCCUUUCAUCAUAAAAACUCAAUGACUACAGUACUUUAUAAUUAAGGAAAUAAAUUUCAUGAAAGUUAUUGUGUAAAGAGUGCCUGUGGCUCCUAUGCUCAAUCUGGUUGGAUUAUAUGCAAGCCAGAUUUAAACAAACACAUAUUCAUGACAAAAAUGCUUGUUUUGCUUAAUAGAACUUAUGAUUCCAACGGAAAA